Colossoma macropomum (tambaqui) is the source of this 3951-nucleotide messenger RNA. RefSeq names its product La ribonucleoprotein 4Ab (gene larp4ab). The record is from RefSeq and is a predicted model, not a curated record. The coding region runs from base 317 to 2596 and encodes 759 amino acids. Gene Ontology annotation, biological process: positive regulation of translation. Lineage: Eukaryota; Metazoa; Chordata; Actinopteri; Characiformes; Serrasalmidae. Gene Ontology annotation, cellular component: cytoplasmic stress granule; cytosol. Gene Ontology annotation, molecular function: mRNA 3'-UTR binding. The transcript has 16 exons.
GCAUUGUCUGUCGGGACGGUGGCGGAGUGCGAAUUACUGUCAGAGACGCCUGGUGAGCUCGGGGUGCUCAGCGUCGCGGCUAUUUAAAGCCCUUUUCGGAUAUGAGUCGAGGAAUAACACUGCGAGUAAAUAAUAAGUUAUAACCUGUCGGUCAAGAGCUUUCUUUCUGGUCCGUUUAUAGAAGGUAACUACAAACCGACGCAAACUAGUCCGAGCAAGUGCUUGUUGCGUCCACCCGGCGAGGAGAGGCGGAGGAAGGUGAGGGGGGGAGAGAGAGACCGGACCGGACCGGCCGGAGCAGCGGCGAAGGCGGCCGAUGACUUCAGAGAAUAGCGGUUCACUACAGCAGACGGAGGAGGUCGAGUCGAGCCCAGUCAUCCGAGAAAACGAAAGCAGAACACCUGAAGCCGGGAAGGACCGAGGCGACAUGGUGACCACAAAGGGGGCCGGUCUGAAUCCCAAUGCCAAAGUCUGGCAGGAAGUCUCUGCUCCUCCCGCCCACAACCCAGAGGAGGGCAUGGAAAGCGCUGAUUGGCCACAGGCAGACCUCACCCCCACCGAGCAGCCGGAAGGCUGUAAGGGGUAUGGUAUUGGCAAUGGUGACUCUGAGUCAGCCCCUCAUGUGGAGGGUGGUCUGCUAAAUGGUGUAGACACACCAGACGUUACGUAUCCAAUAUAUGAACCAGUGGAGGAAGAAGUGAUGGAGGAGCUGCAGCCCCUCUCUGAGGAGAGUCUGAGGGAGUCGUUGAAGAAGCAGCUGGAGUUCUGCUUCUCCAGGGAGAACCUCUCCAAAGACCUGUAUCUGAUAUCUCAGAUGGAUGGUGAUCAGUUUGUGCCUAUCUGGACAAUUGCCAGCAUGGAGGGCAUUAAACUACUGACUACUGAUAUGGACUUGAUACUGGAGGUGCUGCGAGCAUCUCCAAUGGUGCAAGUGGAUGAGAAGGGCGAGAAGGUUCGGCCCAAUCAUAAGCGCUGCAUCAUCAUUCUUCGAGAAGUACCGGAGACCACCCCUGUUGAGGAGGUGGAGGCACUAUUUAAAAGUGAGAAGUGUCCACAGGUCAUCAGUGUCGAGUUUGCUCAUAAUAACAACUGGUACAUCACGUUCCAGUCUGACACUGAUGCCCAACAGGCCUACAAGUAUUUACGUGAGGAAGUGAAAACCUUUCAGGGAAAGCCGAUCAUGGCUCGUAUUAAGGCCAUUAACACCUUCUUUGCUAAAAACGGCUACAGUGCAGUGGACUCUGCUGUAUAUGCUGGCAGCCCUCAGUCUCAUUACUCGUCUCCAGUUUACCUGCAGCAGAUGUACCAGCCUCCUCAGCAGUACCCGCUCUACAGCCUGCUGCCACAGGCCUGGACCCCUUCACCCACUCCGUACUUUGAAACACCUCUGGCUCCAUUUCCCAACAGUACAUUUGUUAAUGGCUUCAGCACUGCAGGAAGCUACAAGACUGGCUCCUCUCCACUCAGCCUUACACGUCACUUUCCACGCAAUCGGAACCAUGUAAAACCGCAGUCCCGUGCUGAUGGAACUUCUCAAUCUGAAGUUCUUUCGGGCUCCAGCACUCCCCAGGCCCCCCGAACCCCUGCUGCAGUGUCAAGCUCAGAUCCCUCCAUUCUCAGCCUGUCUGACCCUCCACCUUCCCCUAACGAGAACAAUCACUCUGACCUGGGCAGCAGCAGCCGAGCCAGGAGAGGAAGUUACCGUGGAAUGAGGCGCAGGAGGGAAGAUGAACGAACGAGGCCUCUUCCACUAACUGAGGUCAAAAGCCCACCUCCCAGAUUUGACCUGGCAGCCUCCAAUUUCCCACCGCUGCCAGGGGGAGUGGCUGGCCGUUUGCCAGGAGGUGUGAUCACAUCGUCUGAAUCGGUUCUGGAGAAUCGCAUGGCCGAUGUAGUGAAAGGCAUCAACAGGGACAAGUUGGAAUCCAGUAAGCAAGACGUGAGUAAAGAUUCACAGUCUCCUCAAGGGGAAGGGCCUACUCCUGUUCCUACAACGCCAACACCAAAACCCCCAGCUGUACCGCAGGACACACCUGGCCCCAGUGUUGCACAUCAAGCGAAGAGACCAGACAGUGAAUCUCAUACCUCAAAAAACACGGCCCUCAGUUCUGCUCCAAUCACCUCUGCUCCUGCUCCUGCUCCUGCUCCACCUGCGCCUUCCCACAAACCUGAUCCAUCCGGUCCAUCUGCCCCCUCCAUCACACCUGUACAGGAGCCUCGGAAGCUCAGCUAUGCUGAGGUAUGUCAGAAGCCGCCCAAAGACCCGUCCCCUACGCCAGCAUCAGCGCCAGCACCAUCUCCAAGCCCCACACCCUCACCUUCCGCCAGCCAACCACUCCGUGAGCUUCGUGUAAACAAAGCGGAAGGCCCUGCCCCUCCUCAGAGCAGCCCUAGCGAGAAGGUAGAGAAAGGAGGUGAAAGCAGACCUCCUCGCGAGCAGACCAGCUAUCAGCGUGGUGGUGGGAGCAGGGGGGCGGGGUUCAAACUCAGAGAGCAGCAGAGACGGCCCCUGCAGGGCCGACGUCCCUCCCCCCAAGCGGGGUUUAACAGGCACAGUGGAAAGGAGCAAAACAUCCCUCCAAGAUCGCCAAAGUAACAAUCCAUAUGACGCCUUCGUACUCAUACACACAUAUUAAAGAUUUACUCAUCUUAAUAUAUAUAUAUAUAUAAAUAUAUAUUAUAUGUAAAAAGAGAAUAUGUCUAUAUAUAAAUCUACAUAUUAACUGCACGAUGAGUUGCACUACGUUGACGAACGACAGACAGCUCUGGCCACCAAAAGCAUGAGCUGCAUCUGAGAAGAACUGAAAAUCAAAGAUGGGCAGGGACCCUCAGGACUCGUAAAGAUGACUUUGCCAUGGCACAUGGUGUUAUGUCUGCGACUGCAGCAGUUGAUUGGCUGUGUAUGAGUGUGAAAUGAGCUCAUUUGUUAGGUUGUUUAUGGUCCUGGGCACCAGUGUACAAUGCUCUACGCUUCUUAUCCAUACCUGUGAAGGUACACUGACAAGCCAGCACAGCUUCUCCAUAUGCAACAAGAAGAGGCCAGAUGGUCCAACACUGCUGCUUCUCCCUAGUCUGUGUGUGUCUGUGUGUGUCUGUCAAAAAAAAAACUGGAAAGCAGAAAACUGUACAUGUUAUAUUGUGUAAAAGAAAAGCAACAAAUGAAAUAAGUGGAAUGGACAAAACUGAAGAAUGAUGUACUCAGGAUGAGGCUGAACUGGAACGCUGUCAGGAUUCAGGGAAGAGCUGUGAACUGCCUGAAACAAAAAAGAGGGUAGAGCUUCUAAAGUGGCUUGAGUUAUUGUUUUGUACUUUUGUGGUGUCUACUUUGUGCUCUUAAGUGUUUUCAGAGUCUGGGCUGGACCAUGGAAGAGUGUGAUGCUAAAAAGAGACUUGAUGAAAUAUGUAGGUUUUACAGUUAAGGCAGUGUGAUGGAAUGUCUUCCCUGCUCUUGUCUGAGUUUGAGCCCUGAUAUCACUGUCUCUGUCAGGUGUGUUGAUUUGAGGCUGUGACUCUUAUUGUCCUCUGCUGUAAAAUAGUGAGACUUGAUGGAGAAGGACUUUUAAUGCCUGCUUUCUUAUCAUUGCGUAUGUGCCCAGUAUGAGGAUGUACUUUUUUAAUGAAUAUAAAAUGAGUAUAAAUUACAUUAUACCUGUACUUUUCAGGUAAUUGAUUACCUGUGUAACAGUGUAGCACACCUAUACGAUAUGGUGUACCUUUUGGCAUCGGCCAGUCUCGUCAUUUGCUAAUGGAUAAGGAGCUCAGGACUUCAAGAGGAAAUCAUUGGUGUUUUGUAUGCAAGUAUGAAUGCAUGUGUCUAAUCAUUUCGUCCAUGGCUUCCUGAGUGUAAUGCAAUUUUUAUCAUAGCCUUUUGAAUUCAAAUGUUAAUUGUUCAUGGCUUCUUUACUUUGAGUUACUAAACUGUAUUUGAGUGUUUAAAUGUUUUGACCAGUA